AUGAAACAAAGUAUUGAGUUCGCAUGUUUUAUCAAAAUUUUUAUGUUUAUCAUUUUAAUUUGGACAUGUCAUUUUUACAGUAACAUGAGUAGGUUUAACAAAAUUUUGGAUGAAAAGCAUGGCUCUGAUAAAAAACUAUAUAAACGAAUUUAUCGAUUAUUAGGAAAAUGUGAAAAGACUAUUUUUGCAAAUGUUGGAGAUUUAGAAUUAAAUAUACCAUAUAAUACAAAAAGGAAGAAUGAAGAAAUAUUUACAGUUGAUAAUGAAAAAUUUCAGAAGGAAAAAAAAGAAAAAUUAGAUAGAAGCUUAUUAUAUAAGGAAAAAUUGAUUAAGCAACUUAUGAAAAAUAAAUGUACCAUGCUACAUAAAUCAUAUAAUCAUUAUGAAAAAAAAAUAAUGAAUGGACUUGAUGAUAAAGCUUUUUUUAAAAAAAUGAUUUUAAUUAAUAAUAAGAAUUACAAAAAAUUAAAACGCAAAAAAUUCGGACUACGCCUUUGUUUACUUUUCAUUUUGUUCGUGGUGGUAUUAGUGAUACCUAUAGUAGAUUUAUCAUUUGGAAAAUUUCAAGAAGCGGGUAAUUUACUUGGAAAAUUAUGUGGCUUAUCAGGACAAGAUAGCCUUCAGCCUGUAGAGAGUGAGGUUACUAGAGGUUUUUGGGCUAAUUUGUUUUUCUCUAUAUGCAAUAAUAAUAAAAUUAUAGGAUAUAAAAUAUUUGGUGUUCUAAUAUAUUGUUUACCUAUCAUAAUAUUGGGUAUAAUAAUUAUAAAAGGAAUAUAUUAUUAUUAUAAAAAUGUUAUAAAACACAAAAAAAUUAAGUACGUGGAAGCUUUCAAUGAAUGGUAA
Plasmodium malariae is the source of this 843-nucleotide messenger RNA. RefSeq names its product Plasmodium exported protein, unknown function. Bases 1 to 843 code for a protein of 280 amino acids. The record is from RefSeq and is a predicted model, not a curated record. Lineage: Eukaryota; Apicomplexa; Aconoidasida; Haemosporida; Plasmodiidae. The transcript is spliced from 2 exons.